Messenger RNA from Capsicum annuum, 1551 nucleotides. RefSeq lists its product as uncharacterized. The transcript is spliced from 5 exons. The record is from RefSeq and is a predicted model, not a curated record. The coding region runs from base 467 to 1315 and encodes 282 amino acids. NCBI's taxonomy places the organism in Eukaryota, Viridiplantae, Streptophyta, Magnoliopsida, Solanales, Solanaceae.
AGCCCACAAAUUGAAGGCCAUCCACGGUGAAGCAACAGUAGCCCUACAUCUGUCUGGUGAAAAUUGUUGCCAUCAAGGCUCAAGUUCAUCUAACCUCAAAUUGUUACUCUCUUCAGUAGUAUGUCCUAAUUACUUUCAAGAUCUACUUAGUAACAACCACAUGAUCAGUCCACUCAUAUUAUGUAUAAAUAUAAACUCUCUUAUUGCUCCUAGAAUAUUUACAAGUCAACUAGCCCUCAUCUCGUUGCCUUCUUUUUCUCAGAUCUGCUCUAGUCUUAUUACCACAUUUUUGUCUGCAUCUUCAUUUGAAUAUUUGUUUUAUAACCAAAGACAGGAAUCUUUGGUGCAUUACGGACAGCACAGAUAGAUUUCUGCUGCGUUGUCCAUUUGACCAGAAAUCUUGUCUCAAGCACAGUUACACUCAAGAUUCCACUUUCUAUAUAGUAAUUAAUAAUUCCACCCUAACAUGCAGAUCCUUAUUCAAAAGCUCUUCAAGAAUACAAAUGAGUAUACUACUUCUAGCCAUUCUAUUAGCAAGAAAGAAACUGUCAAUCAUCAGAAGGCGAAAUCAAAAGAGAUCGUGUUAUUUGGGAUCUGUCGAGGGAAUAGUAGUAGAAAAAGCGGUGAUAAAAGCAGAUCAAGAAGCAAAAACUUUAAUAUAUUCAACAUAUUGUGCAGGAAGGAUAUUUCGAAGGAGUAUUUUUACAGCACAGUUAAGCUAAGGAGGGUUGGAAGUUACCAUAGAAGCCAAUAUUUUGAAUAUUGCAUGAAGAUGAAAAAGGAGAAUCAUACACGAGGAUUAAGCAUCUCUCACAAGGAAGAUUCAUCAGUAACAGAAAAUCAUGUUGGAAAUACACAAAUUUUGCCUGUUACUGAUUCUGCACCAUCAUCGUCGUCACUAAACAAUAAAGAUCGAUGCUCUGGUGCAGAAGUGAGAGAAAAAUGUAAGGGGGAUAAAGCCAAGACCAUCUCUAAGAUGAAAGAGCUACUAAGAUGGGCUGCUGCUGCCAAAUCUGACAAGGGAAGCAAAUACAUAGCCAGUAAGGUAUUCAAAUUCCGGAACAGGGCAGCAUUGAAAUCAGUACCAGAUGAUGAUCAACUGAGUAAUGAUUCCCCCAAAAUCAGCUUUAGAUGGGAUGUUGAAAGUUGCUCCACAACAUACUCUGCCAUGUCAAUGCCUGAUUCCUCCACAAAGAACGAACAAUCCAUUCAAAUCAACUUUGCUUCUCUAAACUCAACUCCCGUCCACAUAAAUCAAUGCCCAAAAUUGAACUGGAUCACCACUGACUCUGAAUUUGUGGUGCUGGAGCUAUGAAGACUAAGAAGUAAAAGGCGAUCUAUAUAUCACCAAUAAAUUGCGCGUUCGAUCUGGCCUGUGCAGUAAUUGAUCAGUAGCAAGAAAUUUGAACCUAUCGGCUAUCAGAUGUAAUGAUUAAGAAGUCUUGAGGGCAGAUUAAUGUAACAUUAAUUCCAAUUAAGAAUUUUUGAGGGCAGAUUAAUGUAACAUUAAUUCCAAUAUUAUGAAGGUUGUCUAUAGUGUUGGAUUCAAAA